Messenger RNA from Botrytis porri, 297 nucleotides. RefSeq lists its product as uncharacterized. The record is from RefSeq and is a predicted model, not a curated record. The transcript has 3 exons. Bases 1 to 297 code for a protein of 98 amino acids. NCBI's taxonomy places the organism in Eukaryota, Fungi, Ascomycota, Leotiomycetes, Helotiales, Sclerotiniaceae.
AUGUUAAGCAGACGAAACACCUCAAUACGACUGCAAUCUUUUGUCGUCUUGCGUUGGCUCAGAACAAGAUGGAAAGGCCAGAGUAUUUUCCUUCCUACGAUGAAACAGAACUGCUGGUGGUUGAUAUGUAUCAGGCUAUGUAUAAGCUGGGAAUCAUCCAAUGCGACCGCAGCGAUGGUGACUACAAUGGCCACUGCUAUCAUAAGACACAUAACUGCCAUGGCUAUCACCAGCACACACACGCCAAGUUCAAGCAACUUGAGACCGGAAUCUACCUCCGGUGAUGUUCGGAAAUGA